This is a messenger RNA of Apis cerana (Asiatic honeybee), 1618 nucleotides long. RefSeq names its product MOB kinase activator 3 (gene Mob3). The record is from RefSeq and is a predicted model, not a curated record. Lineage: Eukaryota; Metazoa; Arthropoda; Insecta; Hymenoptera; Apidae.
UGAACAUUCAAAUAUAUCUAUUAUGAUGGCACGUAUAUAUUUGCACAAAAUAUCAUAUUGUUAUAAAAAAAUAUUUUAUUUCAGAAACAAUACAAAUGGUAAUGAUAUUCAAGAUAUUUGAAUAUUUUUCAUUUAUUCAAGCACAUAUAUGAAAUCUAAAGACGGAGUGGAUACUUUGUAAUACCGGUUAUUUCGCUUUUUGUAAAAGCGACAUAAAUUUUGUGAAUAUUUAAUUCAUAAUGACUGCGUUAAGUGGUUUUAUGGAAUUUUUUCAAAAAGGAAAGACAUUUAGACCAAAAAAGAAAUUUGCUCAUGGAACUUUAAGAUAUUCUUUGCAUAAACAAGCACAAGCUUCAUUGAAUUCAGGAAUUAAUUUAAGAUCUGUUGUAAAAUUACCUCCUGGAGAAGAUUUGAAUGAUUGGAUAGCUGUUCAUGUGGUAGAUUUUUUUAAUAGAAUAAAUUUAAUAUAUGGUACUGUUUCUGAAUAUUGUGACUCUGCAUCUUGUCCAACAAUGAGUGGUGGAGCUCGUUUUGAAUAUUUAUGGGCAGAUGGUGAAAAAUAUAAAAAACCUACUGCAUUACCAGCACCACAAUAUGUUAGUCUUCUUAUGGAUUGGAUUGAAGCUCAAAUUAAUAAUGAAACCAUUUUUCCUGUGUCAACAGAUGUACCAUUUCCAAAAACUUUUGUCCUACUAUGUAGAAAAAUUUUGACACGUUUGUUCAGAGUUUUUGUCCAUGUUUAUAUACAUCAUUUUGAUCGUAUUGUAGCAAUAGGAGCAGAAGCACAUGUGAAUACAUGUUAUAAGCAUUUUUAUUAUUUUGUAACAGAAUUUGAAUUAAUAAAUACAAAAGAAUUAGAACCAUUAGCUGAAAUGACAGCUAAGGUUUGUAAAGAUACUGCAUCACCAACACAAACAACGGCACCAUCAAAUAAUGUCAGAUAGUGAUGAACUUAAUAAAUAUGUAAAGUCAUAAUCAAAUUAGAACGAGAUAAAUUUUUUCUAAUGUAAGUAAAAAAUCUGAGAAAUUUUUAAUUUAUUUGUUUUCGAAAAUAUUAUAAAAUUUUAUAUUUAGGAUGCCACAGAAUGCCACUUUUAUUACUAUUUACAAAAUUGAAGAAUUUCAUCAAGUGCUUUAUUGUGUACAGUGCUUCUAAUCUUCUAUUGAGGAUAAUUUAUUAAUAUAAUUAUCUCUUUUUAGUUAGUUAUAAAUGUUAAUAUAUUAAAUAUAUAACAAAUUAUACAAUUAAAUUUUAAAAAUUCAUCCUUUUUAUGGAUAAAUAGAUACAGCAAUAAAUUGUAUUUACAUUUAUAUGCUUUGAAAACAAUUUGUGUAUAAAUUAAUAUUUUUAUUCAAGUAAUUUUAUAUGUCAAGUUUUAUAAAGAGAAUUUAAAUAUUAUUUAUAAUAUUAUUUCAUAAAAAUAUAUAAUUGUACAUAUAAUUUUGCAUUAUUAAGAUGCUUAUGUAAUAUCCUUAUAUAAUGUAUUAAGAAUUAAAAACAUUUUUUAUGAAAUUAAAUAAUACUGUAUUCAUAAUAGAAAUAUAACAUCAUACAGUAUAAAAAAAGUACAAAUUUAAAAAAUAAUAAAACAUAAUAAAUUAAUUUCCAUCAUAAAAA